This is a messenger RNA of Lachancea nothofagi CBS 11611, 567 nucleotides long. Lineage: Eukaryota; Fungi; Ascomycota; Saccharomycetes; Saccharomycetales; Saccharomycetaceae. The record is from the annotation of a GenBank genome assembly.
AUGCAAGGAGGAGUGAGGCGCAAGAAUGAUUUGCUUCCCAGAUACCGUGGCCAAGGUGGGACAGGCGCCAAAAAGUCGUUCCUGACUACGCCAAUGAAGAAAGUGCUAAUCUACCUUGUGAUGCUGGCGAUGGUGUAUUUUUCAGCGCGGACUUUGCUCGAGACGCGGAACUCGAACCCUGGAUAUGAGCUGGAAAACGUGAAUUCUAACACCGUCUCCGGAGUGACUGACGACGGUGCGAUGGAGUCGCCGCAAGAUAUUGCGGACUCACAGGCUAUGAGCCCGCAAGGGGUGGUCCCUCCACAGGGCAAAAAGCCAGCAAACGCUAAGGUGCCGAAGGAAAAGUUCAACAACGAGGUUGCCAUGCAGCAAGAGGUGAAAAACCUCGAGCGCGAGCAAGACUACCAGAAAAAGAAGUCUACGCCCAUCGAAGGUAAGCAAGAGGUUGGCAACGAUGUCAAGGCCGUAAAGCAGCAGGCUGAAACGAAAGACCAGCUUCCAGUCGACGAGCAAGCCAAGAUGAUCAACGAUAAGGCGCCUUACAAGAAAACAGAUAGCGCAAAAUAG